Messenger RNA from Entrophospora sp. SA101, 507 nucleotides. The record is from the annotation of a GenBank genome assembly. Lineage: Eukaryota; Fungi; Glomeromycota; Glomeromycetes; Entrophosporales; Entrophosporaceae.
AUGGAUCUGUUAAAAGAGUCUCCUACGACAUAUAUGCAAGGAUAUUCUAAAACAUUUUUAGAUGAUUUUAUUAAAUUACUUUCUAGAAGAUGGGGCACUAAAAGAGUUUAUGCAAACCUUGUUUAUCAAGAAUAUAUUUCAGAUAGACAUCAUGUGCACAUGAAUGGUACCAUGUGGGAAACUUUAACAGAUUUUGUUAUAUACCUUGGAAAAGAGGGGAUUUGUACAGUUGAUGAAACACCCAAAGGUUGGUUUAUUAGUUGGGAGGCAAUUUUGAAAAAAGAACGAGCAGAAAAAAGUGAAGAAGAAAGGACACGAAAAUUAAUUGAAGAACAAAUCGAACGAGCACAUAAAAAGGUUAAAGUAGAUGUAGACGAAGAGAAAAACUUCACUGAGCUUAAACGUGAAAAUGAACAAGAAAAAAUUAAAUUAAAUAUUUCACUUAAACCAAAACCUGAUAUUUCGAAAUUAAAAUCAAAUCAACUUCUAAAAAUUAAGAAGAUGUAG